ACUUUUUCUCUAAGAUGAAGUACCGAAGCACUAACACAGAAAGCUCACCGAAAAUCUCCAUUAUUGCCCCCAUUUAAAUUUCUUCUGUGUUCCCAUCAAAGACCAUCCAAAAAAGCACUAAAAAACAACAGGAAACCAUGGAUGACACCAUCUCUCUUAUUCUUCAUGGGUGCAAGCUUGCUAAAGACCUUGAAUUAAACCUAGCAAACUCAGCCAGCCAACCAGAAACUCUAUCCAGGUUGUGUGAGGAAAUCAUUAGGGUUUUCGCUAAUGCCAAGGAGAGUCUACAUGCUCAUCAACUAGGCACCACUUUCUACCCUCAUCCUAUGUUGUUUCGUGAGCCACAGGACUUACAGCAACAGCAGAAUAUUGAUCCUAUCUUACAGGAAUGGCUAGGGACUAGUUGCACAUCGGCCAUGGAGACGUUGUUUCAUCAAACGCAAGGCGUUAUGGCUGAGAGUGCCUUGGGAUUGAUUGAGAGUAAGAUAGGUGGAGGAAUACAGAUGGGAUCAGGAGGUCUAGCUAUUGAAUCAGGUAGCAGAUCAGAUGUCCAGGCAGUGGAUGCAUCAGAUUCUGGCAGAGGUUCUUCAUCAUCCUCAAAAAGACCGCGAAUAAGGAAUGAUGAUGCCGAGAAACGGACGGUGAGGGUACCUGCUCAACAGUUCGGCAAUACUGAAAUCCCACCGGAAGAUGGUUUCUCUUGGAGGAAAUAUGGGCAGAAAGAGAUUCUGGGGUCAAAGUAUCCGAGGGCCUACUACAGGUGCACCAACCAAAACUUGUACCAUUGCCCAGCCAAGAAACAAGUUCAGCGACUUGAUGACGAUCCCUACAGAUUUGAAGUAGUAUACCGUGGCGAGCACACUUGCCACUUGUCUGCCACCGCACCAUCAGCUCCACCACCAGCACCAGGAAUUACUCAAGAGAUGGCCCAAACUAUGAUUGGUCAGCCUCAACCAUCCGCAGCAACUUCUCUAGGCAGAUGGGUGGAAUUUCGUCUGGGUCCUGGAGGUGGUGCUGGCAGCAGCAGCAGCAGCAGCAUGGCUGCAGGUAGUAGCGGCGGUGCGGCUGGUCCCUCCACUGCUGGUCGAUAUGGUAAAGAGGCUGAUUACCCUAUAACAGAUAUGGCGGAUGCCAUGUUUAAUUCUGGCAGUAGUAGCACCAACAGCAUGGAACUUAUUUUCCCUUCCAUCUCGGAAGAAAAAAGGGAUCAGCCAAGCGAUAAAAACAAUUCACAGGCCUAGCAGCAGUGCUAGUUAGAAUGGAUGGAUUUCCUUUAAUUAGCUGUUUCUUUGAGGGGGAAACGUAGUUACUUAAAUUGACAGGUUAAUUCAUUAAUUAAGGCAUCGAUUUGAAAUUGUAAACAUGACUGUCCUGAUUCUUCUCUUUCUGUGGGACUUGCUGGGUUAGCGAGUACGAUUUUGAUAGCAA
Molecule: messenger RNA, 1428 nt
Organism: Populus nigra (black poplar)
Lineage: Eukaryota; Viridiplantae; Streptophyta; Magnoliopsida; Malpighiales; Salicaceae
Product: WRKY transcription factor 55
Exons: 3
Coding region: 138-1241 (367 amino acids)
Biological process (GO): regulation of DNA-templated transcription
Molecular function (GO): DNA-binding transcription factor activity; sequence-specific DNA binding
Source: RefSeq, a predicted model, not a curated record